AUGGCAGCAGGUACGUUAGCGCAGGUAUUGGCCCGCUUGCCAUUCCCCAUUCCCCCAAUGCUCCACUUGCUCUCAUUCUCCCAUCUUGCUCUCUUUUCUGUGUGUCUGUGCAUGCGUAUCUGCCAUUUCCUGCCCGCUUUUGUUUAUGAAAAGGAUACAGGAAAGAGAAAAAAAAAUAACAAGAAAAAUUGA
Molecule: messenger RNA, 192 nt
Organism: Colletotrichum tamarilloi
Lineage: Eukaryota; Fungi; Ascomycota; Sordariomycetes; Glomerellales; Glomerellaceae
Exons: 1
Coding region: 1-192 (63 amino acids)
Source: RefSeq, a predicted model, not a curated record